Molecule: messenger RNA, 924 nt
Organism: Lytechinus variegatus (green sea urchin)
Lineage: Eukaryota; Metazoa; Echinodermata; Echinoidea; Temnopleuroida; Toxopneustidae
Product: muscarinic acetylcholine receptor M2-like
Exons: 1
Coding region: 1-924 (307 amino acids)
Biological process (GO): adenylate cyclase-inhibiting G protein-coupled acetylcholine receptor signaling pathway; chemical synaptic transmission; G protein-coupled receptor signaling pathway, coupled to cyclic nucleotide second messenger
Cellular component (GO): membrane; synapse; dendrite
Molecular function (GO): G protein-coupled acetylcholine receptor activity; G protein-coupled serotonin receptor activity
Source: RefSeq, a predicted model, not a curated record
AUGUCUAGCCUUGUCGGCACAACGGUGGCUUCUGAAAUUCUGACUGAUGUCGUUACCGAGGUCAUGUUCGCAGGACACGGUGAGGAUAUUGCCCUGUCGAGUCCUUAUUCUCUGGCAGUCGUUAUUGUAUUAUCCGUGGUCAUAGCUGUGAUCAUUUUCAUGACCGUCGUCGGGAAUCUCUUCGUCGUCAUCGCGUUCUGCACGACAACCAAACUCCGCACUUACAACAACUAUUUCAUUUUGGGUCUGGCCAUCGCCGACCUGUUGGUCGGUGCAGUCGACAUGCCUCUGUUCGCCGUCGUCAUCAUCAUGGGACGAUGGCCGUUCAGUGCCGUCUUCUGUGAUAUCUUCACCUUCCUCGACCACGCGUUCACACAUACGAGCAUGGUACUCGUCACCCUCAUCAGCCUCGAUCGUUGCGUUGCUGUAUCGGACCCUUUCCGACAUCGUCAACACUGGCGAAGACGGUCCCGUGCAAUCCUCAUCAUUACAAUCGGUUACAUUCUCCCUUUCGUCGUCUGGUUACCGGCGACGACUCUCUGGCAAAUCAUCAACGGCAAUGACCAAAGGCCCUUUCCUGAAGAUGUUUGCGAACCCUUGUACUUUCAAAGUGUUGCUGCAAGCUUUGUCCUUCCCAUGGUUUACUUCUUCGUCCCCUUUAUCCUAACAACCGUCCUCUGUGCCAAAAUUUACGCCGUCAUUAGAAAAUUCUACAAAGGGCGAAAGAAGAUGAGACUUGCAACAGGGAUCGUGCAGUCUCCGUCUUCCGCUGUCGACCGGCCAAGUGAUCCUGGAACUGGCAACAUAACUGCAUCGGUACAGACAUCAACUGCGACUGAGAGUGUUGUAAAGGAAGACAUAAAAAAGACAAAGGAAAUCGGCAGUGAGAGCAUGAAAGGUUUGUCACAAAUCUAUUCAAAGUAG